AUACAAAUGUAAUAUGGUAAGAAACUCGCUGAGGAUUUAUCAAGAUCUAAAAUAGAAAUAUUGGAAGAUUUUUCAAGAGUAACUGAGUCAGUAGAAUCAUUAGAUAGCUUCUUACCAUAAUUUCAUUGUGAAAAUAGAGAAUAAUUAGAAGUAGAGAGAAGAGUCGUUGCAUAUCUAAGAUCAUUGGGAAUUUAAUUUAAAACUGAUCCUGCAAAGAAAGAAUAAGAUUAUUAGUAAAUUCUACUAUAAUAUUUUAGUGAAAAACCAAAAAAGAGUGCCAUUAUAUUUUAAUAAACUAUUGGAGAAUCACCUUCAAUAGGUCCAAUGACAGUAAUUAGAUUUGUAGGUGAACAAAGUACUAAUUUGAGUGAUAAUGGAAUCUGGUUGAAUCCAUUUAAGGCAAGAAAAUAAUAAUCGUUUGAACUAUGAG
Messenger RNA from Paramecium sonneborni, 430 nucleotides. Lineage: Eukaryota; Ciliophora; Oligohymenophorea; Peniculida; Parameciidae. The record is from the annotation of a GenBank genome assembly.